Melopsittacus undulatus (budgerigar) is the source of this 1768-nucleotide messenger RNA. RefSeq names its product F-box/LRR-repeat protein 6-like. NCBI's taxonomy places the organism in Eukaryota, Metazoa, Chordata, Aves, Psittaciformes, Psittaculidae. Bases 17 to 727 code for a protein of 236 amino acids. The record is from RefSeq and is a predicted model, not a curated record. Gene Ontology annotation, molecular function: protein binding. The transcript has 3 exons.
CCCAGGGUCAGGGUUCAUGUUGCUGCGGGAGCUGAGCCUGCGCGGCGCCGGCUCCGGGGUCACCGAUUGGUUCCUCUGGCGCAUCCUGAACUCCUCAUCGAGGCUCCGGAGCCUGGACCUGAGCGGGUGCAGCCGCGUGACCCCCCCCGGCCUCAUGGCCCUGCCUGCAGAGCUGGAGGUGCUGUCCUUGGCUCUCCCGGGGGGCUCGGAGCAGUUUUUGGCCCCCCCCUAUGGCAGCUCCAAGGUCACGUGUCGCUGGGGGCGGAGCCUGCGCGAGCUGGACCUGAGCGGGCGCCAGUUCAAUGAGCGGGACCUGGCAGAGGCCAUGGCUGCCCUGGGGCCACAGGCACCACUGAGGGCACUCAACAUGGCCAACACCAGGGUCAGCGCCAGAGCACUCAGUGUCCUGCUGUCCUCCUGCCCUCACCUCUCCUUCCUGGACCUCUCCUCGUGCCGGCGCCUGCCCCGCGGCACCAAACGUGCCCAUCGGGGCCGGAGCCAGGUCCGGAGGUGCCUGCGGGUGUUGGCAGGGCUGGACCCCGAGGAGGAGCCAGCCAAUGGGGAGCCAGCUAAUGAGGAGCCAGCCAAUGAGGAGGCAGCCAAUGAGGAGGCAGCCAAUGGGGAGCCAGCUAAUGAGGAGCCAGCCAAUGGGGAGCCAGCCAAUGAGGACGCAGACAGUGAGGACGCAGACAGUGAGGAGCUCCUCAUCAUGGAGCUCGACCAAUGAGGAGCUCCCAACAUGGAGCUCGACCAAUGAGGAGCUCCCAACAUGGAGCUCGACCAAUGAGGAGCUCCCAACAUGGAGCUCGACCAAUGAGGAGCUCCCAACAUGGAGCUCGACCAAUGAGGAGCUCCCAACAUGGAGCUCGACCAAUGAGGAGCCCCCCAAACAUGGAGCUCGACCAAUGAGGAGCCUCCAAUGAGAAGCCAUCCAAUGGGGAGCUCCUCUGCAUGAAGCUCGACCAAUGGGGAGCCCCCAAACAUGGAGCUCGACCAAUGAGGAGCCUCCAAUGAGAAACCACCCAAUGUGAACCUCAACCAAUGAGGAGCCCCCCAGCAUGGAGCUUGACCAAUGAGGAGCCCCCCAUUGAGGAGACCCGCCCCCAACAAGGAGCCACCCAAUGAGGAGCCCCCCAACGUGGAGCUCGACCAAUGAGGAGCCUCCAAUGAGCAGCCACCCAAUGGGGAACUCCUCUGCAUGAAGCUCGACCAAUGAGGAGCCCCCCAACAUGGAGCUCGACCAAUGAGGAGCCUCCAAUGAGAAGCCACCCAAUGGGGAGCCCCCAAUGUGAAGCUCAACCAAUGAGGAACCCCCCAACGUGGAGCUCGACCAAUGAGGAGCCCCCCAUUGAGGAGACCCGCCCCCAACAAGGAGCCACCCAAUGAGGAGCCCCCCAACAUGGAGCUCGACCAAUGAGGAGCCUCCAAUGAGCAGCCACCCAAUGGGGAGCCCCCCAACAUGAAGCUCGACCAAUGAGGAGCUCCCCAGCAUGGAGCUUGACCAAUGAGGAGCCUCCAAUGAGAAGCCAUCCAAUGGGGAGCCCCCCAACAUGGAGCUUGACCAAUGAGGAGCCCCCCAAUGAGGAGCCCCCCCCAGUGAGGAGCCCCUCAAUGUGAAGCUCAACCAAUGAGAAGCCCCCUAGCAUGGAGCUUGACCAAUGAGGAGCCCCCCAAUGUGAAGCUCAACCAAUGAGGAGCCCUCCAUUGAGGAGACCCGCCCCCAACAAGGAGCCACCCAAUGAGGAGCCCCCCAACAUGGAGCUCGACC